CAUUCAAAAGUUAACCGCUUACUACACACAUUUAUACAUAUAUAUAUAUAUACAGAUAUAUAUAUAUAUAUACAUAUAUUUAUACACGCAUACUACACAUUUAUAUAUUUAUACAGGCAAAAUAUAUUGCACAUAUUUAUAUAUAUUUAUACGCACAUACAUUUAUAUAACUAUCUCCACAUUUAUAUAUUUUUUGUUGCAUAAAUCAAUAGCUAAUAUCCAUAUUUUAUUCAUUCAUUCAUUGAUAUAUAUAUAUAUAUUCUGUAUCAGUAUUCUUUUGAAGGACCGAACGCUUACACACUCGCCUAACAGGUUGGAGCAGCAGCAACAGCAGUAGUAGUAGUAGUAGUAGUAGUAGUAGUAGUGGUGGUGGUGGUGGUAGUGGUGUAGUGUAGUGUAACCUUCGCUGCUGCAGUUUAACUAAUUCUGUUUUGUUGUAUUUCCUAUUCACAAACUACAGCCCACAACAAAUUACGUUCACACAGACCAUCCCCCUACUCACACACUAACACACACACACACACACACACACACACACAGCGUACGCACGCACUCUCACACAUUUACGUAUAUCUAUAUCUAUCUAUCUAUAUCUAUAUAUAUAUAUAAAUAUAGGCUUUUUCUAAAACUACACAUUGUCGCACUCAUUCAGUGAGCGCUUAGAAGCUAUUUUUAAGUCUGUCACAACACAAAAGUAAACAAAAAAAAAAAAGAAAAAAAGAAAGAAAGAAAAACAAGGCAUCUAACAAAAACAAGGAUUUCCUAAUAUUUUACAUCACUCUUCAUCAUCACUUACGAACUGCAACAACUGUCAAGAGUUGUGAUAAAACAACGAUUAACAUCUUAAAUACUUCUUAUUACUCUGUGUGGAAAAUAAAUAAAAAGUGAAAGAAAAAAAAAACAGCAUGGCCAGCCGGGUAGAAAAUAUCACAUUGCGUUAUUGUUCCACCUGUAUCUUAAUACUCGUAUGCUCAUUGUUCUUUGCCAGAGUCAAUUCCAUAUAUAAGGAAGAGGACGACAUUCCAGACUGCGGUACGCAUAGUGCUUGUAAAACAGUGAUAGAGUAUGGUGAAACAAUGUACAGGUCAAAACUGGACAUUUGUAAAUGUCCAGGUGAGACCAGUUGUCCGACCUCCCAUUCAAUCGUCAGAUACAUUGGCGUGAAAACUGAUGAGCCUUGUCCUCGUUUCACUAUGUACUACUGCAAACCUUUGAACCUUGAAAAGUUACAAACUUGUAAAGAAGGAGAAGUAUCGAUGUCUUUUAAAGGAUCAAAAGUGCUGCCAUCUACUGUGAAGGAAGUAUUUUGCCAUUGUCCAAAACCUGAUCCACUACAUUUGUCUGUUAUUGAAAAUUAUGGCUUCAAGAAAACUGAGUUUUACUCAUGUUCUAUGCCUGCAUGUAACACAACAGAUACCAAAGACUCUCAGGAUAUCAAACAGAGUUUAUCACACGUCUCUAUGCUGACCUAUCCGGCUCCUGACGCAAAGCACUCGCUAUCUGUAGACGCUUCGGACCUUGGUGUUAGUUCUGUGUUACACCAACAAUGUGGUUCCGAAUAG
This is a messenger RNA of Octopus bimaculoides (California two-spot octopus), 1562 nucleotides long. Its product is annotated as U-scoloptoxin(11)-Sm7a. Lineage: Eukaryota; Metazoa; Mollusca; Cephalopoda; Octopoda; Octopodidae. The record is from RefSeq and is a predicted model, not a curated record.